Molecule: messenger RNA, 2993 nt
Organism: Elaeis guineensis (African oil palm)
Lineage: Eukaryota; Viridiplantae; Streptophyta; Magnoliopsida; Arecales; Arecaceae
Source: RefSeq, a predicted model, not a curated record
UCAAAACUAGGCUGUGUACCUUUCCAAAUUUUAGUUCCCUCCGCUGCUUCCUCUCUCGGGGUUAUCGGACGGACGGCAGUCGCGCCGUUGCGGGGCGCGAAGCGGCGCGUGCCGUUGAGAUCUCCCCGCUAGGACUGACGUGGCUGUUUCUCAGCCGUUCCUUUUCCUUCCCUCUCUGUUUCCAGCUCCCAAAACCAAAGCUCGUUGUUCCCACCAACCAUCGUUGUUCUUCUCUACUCUUCCUCGCUCCCCUCGCGCCAGCUCGUCGGUAGCGCUCGCCGAUACGCGUCUCGUAGCGGACCUCCUUAUAUUUUCGUAUCAGUUUUUUCGUACCGCGUUUCUUUUUUUCCUUUUCUUUCUUUUUUGGUUAUACUGUUCCAUAGUGGUGUCGUUCUAGGGUUUUAGAGUGGGCUCGGUGGUGGAGUUGGAGCUCGAGGGAAGAGGGGAGUUAGAGUUCUGGUGCGGAAGUUUGUGGUCCUAUCUCAUGGCGUCAGAGAUCGAGACGGAUAAGGGCUUUGUCAAGACAACAAAGGAAAUUAGCUGAUUUUUUUGUCAUGAUGGCAUUCUGAUGCAUUCUGUUAUGAUGUGAAUUUGAUGCAUAAAGAAAGUCUGUACCUUGGAUUUAUCCAAAAAGAUAUUUUAUGGAGGAUGCGAUGAAAAGUUUGAAAAUAGAUUCAUCUUCUAAAGCCAGCACCGGCAAUCUGUCUGGGCCAAAAGAUGGGAGCACAUCUGAUGCAACAUCAUGUAUCUCUUCAGGCGAUGCAACAAGCAGCAUCAAAGAAAGUGACGUGGACCAAGAGGCUUUGCUGGCUGAGCAGAGCAUCUACUAUCCUGUUAAUGGAAUGUAUGCAUACUAUUAUCCAGGCUUCGAUGGCUCAUUUGGGGAAUGGGAUGGCCAUAGUUAUUUAAGGGGGACUGGAGGCUUGGAAAUUCAGCAUCCUGCUAGUCAAGCAGAUAACAGUUCCCUUGUAUACUGUUUUCCUGGAUUUCAGCUUGGACAUACCCCUUAUGGUCCAUUUUUACCUGUGCCUAUGGUCGGUUUUGAUGGGCAAUUUUUGGGCCAACAGCUGUACUACACAAGUCCAAUAUUUUCCCCACCCUUGUUCUCUCCAGGAUUUGUUUCCCAACCAGAUGCUUAUGCACCAGAGCUGGUUCAUGCAUACUCAUGCGAUUCGUCUCAUUUAUCUGCUGAUGGGCUCUAUGGUAAUGGAUUUGCUGGAGAUCCAGCAUCUCGACCCUUGAGAUAUAAUUUGUGUUCACAAAAUCAUAGACCUACCCCUGCAAAACCUUCAGUGCCAUCCAAGUCUAAUUCUGUGGAAAAGAAAGGAACUUCACCAGCAUCAGAUGUCCCACUAGAUCCUGCCAUUCAUAACCAGUCUUCAAAUCCUGCAAAUAAGGAUGCUGUUCUGCCCAAAGUUUUUCUUCCAGCAGACAAAUUUCCUUCAUAUUCUAACCAAGGAACAAGUGGCCUAUUGUAUCCGAACAACCCUACUUUCAUUAAAGGAAGUGGACGUGGGUGCGCUGGGACUGAGAAGCUAAAAGCAAGAAACAAUGCUCAAGGACCUGGUGAUCUUGACAUGCUAAGUGAACAGAAUCGCGGUCCUAGAAUAAAUGGCAAUAAACAAAUAUCUGAGGUCAAUUCUGUUGGAUUUCCCUGUGCUAAGGUGAAUGAUGGUAGCAAUACCGCAAAUGCUGCUGUAAAGAAGGAUGAAUACAACCUUCCAGAUUUUCCAACCAAGUAUGAUCAUGGAUUGUUCUUUGUUAUAAAAUCAUACAGUGAAGAUGAUAUUCACAAGAGUAUAAAAUAUAAUGUUUGGUCAAGCACUCCAAAUGGAAACAAGAGACUUGACAAUGCUUUUCAAGUUGCACAGGAGAAAAUGGCAGAAAAAGGCAGCAAGUGUCCUGUAUUUCUCUUCUUUUCUGUAAAUGCAAGUGGGCAGUUCUGUGGUGUAGCUGAAAUGGUUGGUCGAGUUGAUUUCAGCAAAAAUAUGGAUUUUUGGCAACAAGACAAGUGGACUGGUUUUUUCCCAGUCAAGUGGCAUAUGAUCAAAGACAUCCCAAACCCACAGCUUCGUCAUAUAAUUUUGGAGAACAAUGACAAUAAGCCUGUAACAAAUAGCAGAGAUACACAGGAGGUCAAAUUUCCCCAAGGCACAGAAAUGUUGAACAUUUUCAAAUGCUACUCUUCGAAAACUUCAAUAUUGGAUGACUUUGAUUUUUAUGAAAACCGGCAGAAAGCAAUGCAAGACAGGAAGAUCAAGAUACCAGCUUCAAAAAUGGAGCAUCUAUCGAGAAGAGCUAAUGAAAUAGCUGAAGUUGCAAAGCCAGGUGAUCUUAAGUCAAUGGUUUCCAGUCUUCAGUCAAUUGGAUUAGCAGCUACCAAGACUGAGGAAGAUGUCCUGGUUAAUGGCAUCUCUAAAUAGUGAUGAUGAUUGUUUGAAUCAGGCUGAAGGGCUUUGAAAGAUCAAAUGAGUGGUUCAUUGGCUGUGUAAAUGCGUAGGUGCCACUGGUUCAUGCAUGGGAUGACUCGGACCUCUUUCGAGCAAGGAAACAUGGAGGAAAUUCCCUUUUUUGAUCACCUGGUGAGCAGUGUUUACUGCGAUGAUUGGGUGGAGACUUUUUAAGGUGGGAGCUGAUGGUGGAUGGUCUGGUGCUCGGUGACCAUGAAAUUCUCCUUUUUCUUUGCUUCUCUUUUCUGCUUCAUGCCUCCUUGAUCUAGUUUUCGUGUAGUGGAUGUUCUUUUUCUUUUGCUUUGGUGGCUUAUAGUUUGGUCGGAGGUUUUUUGGUGGGCGGGGACUGGCUGAAGUUGAAGCUUGUCCUUAAGAGUUGGUGAUCGGUCGAUGGGGUUGGUGGAUUUUGUGCUGGUUUGCAUCUCCGGGCUUUCCAACUUAAAAGCUCAGGAGCUUGUGGACGCAGUGUUGUAAAGUGGAAAAGGUGGAAGGCCGAGAUGAGGAUUGGAAGGCCAAAUUUAAAUGUAUGUUUAUUUCUUUUUA